AGGAGAGGCGUCUGCUGGAGGAGAAGCACCGGGACGAGCUGGAGGCGCAGCGGCUGGAGCUGCUGCAGCAGGCCCAGGCCCAACUGCAGGAGAGGCCCGCCAGCGCCAGCUGCAGGAGCAGGAACGCCUCCUGGACCAGGACCGGGAUGCACACCGCCGGAAGCUGCGCGAGGAGCUGGAUCGGUUCGGGGCGGACGUGCUGGCGGAGCGGUCGCGCUGCGCCGCGGACGUUUUGGCCGAGCAGCGGAGGCGCGAGCAGGAGCCUCCAGCAGUGCGCCGAGGCGUGCGACGCGCGGCUCCAGAAGGCGCUGGCCGCGGAGCGCGCGAGAGCCCAGGCCGCGGACGAGGAGCGGCAGGCGGCCGCCGCCGCGGCCGAUGAGCGGCACCGCGCUGAGGCGCACGCUCGCGCCACGGUGGCGCAGCUGCAGGAGCGUUUCCGCGCGCAGCAGCUGCAGCUCGAGGAGGACGACGGGCGGGAGCGGGCCAGGGCGGAGCUCGAGCAGCGGGAGGCCGCCCUCCGCGAGGAGAGCUGACCGCGGAGCGCGACCAGCAGCUCGACGAGCUGAUGGAGCGCCUGAGCCGGGAGCACGUGGAGCAGCAGCGGGCGCUGAAGGACAGACGAGGUCGCCGCCGCCGCGGAGCGCGCCCGCUCCGACGCGGGCGAGGAGGCGCGGCGCCUCGGCGCGGAGCUGGCGGAGGCCCACGCGCGCGGAGCCGCACUCGAGGCCCAGCAGCGGCUCCUCGAGGAGACCGCCCAGAGCCUCCGGGACAGGCGCGAGGCCGACGUGGCACGCCUACAUGAUCUGGGGGAGCGGGUC
Messenger RNA from Prorocentrum cordatum, 818 nucleotides. The record is from the annotation of a GenBank genome assembly. Lineage: Eukaryota; Dinophyceae; Prorocentrales; Prorocentraceae.